AUGCUUGCCUCGGCACGUCGUGUUCUUGUCAAGUCGCAAGCCUUGGUAACCAGCACUCGUUUACGUUCAACCCCUUCUACUACUACUUGGACACGUACAACAGCUCACUUUACAACAACAACAACAACAACAACGACUCAUCGAGCUUCUGUUACUGGCAACAAGUCCAUUCAAUUCAGUGAGCACAUUCGACAAUUGGAUCAUUCAACACCACCAAGUCGCGAACAAGUCUUGAAGCUUUUGAGUCAAGCACGAGCAGCUCCAGAAAGGGAUAUCAACAAUGUUAUCACUUUGACCAAGUGGUUCUAUCAGCCACACAAGGGCAACUUAUCCGAUGACAUUCUCAAUGAUAUCAACAUGUGGAAGGAGGCAAUCAAGAUCGGCUAUAGUCUUACUAGCAAGGGACAUCCCAAUGUAUUAUCAAUGUUGGUCAGCGCUUUCAACAAACGAUUCCCUACCGAUCAAAUCAAGGAUAAUCAGGCACUGGAACUCUUAAUCAGAGCUUAUGGUAUCUUGGAGCGACCCAAGGCUGUAAGAGCCCUUCUUGUAAAGCAUCCUCAUCAAGAAGAAUUGCAUGCUGCUUCAUUGGUCGCCUAUGCCGAUAGUGGUGCCUAUCACCAAUUUGAUGCUCUAUUGAAGGAAACAGAACACGAAUUGUUACCAGAGCUUUACAAAAAGUUAGCAUGGCAGUUUGCACGUCGUGGUCAAGUGGGUCGAACGAGCGCCAUGUUGGAAAAGUCGAACUUAUCCGAAGAGGACCAAGGUCUCAUCCUAUUGUCAGCACACCGAUCAGCAGCCCAUAGCAUUGUACAACACCAAAUUUCAUCCCAUGGUAUCUAUGGUCAAGCCUUGAACCGCAUGGACAAGUCAAAGUUGGAUGUUGCAUCAUGGGAAAAGUUGGCACUUGGAGAGGAGAAUACUACAACGACAAUGGAUGUGGAAAAGAGUUGCUUGAUUUUGGAUUACUUGUGUACCGCCAACUUGAUCGAUAGCACUCGAUUUCCAAUGCAACGAGCUGAAGACUUUUUGAAGCGUCAAAUCGAUUCCAGGAGUCCAAAAGAAAUGGCACACAUGUAUGGCAUCUUGUUGAAUGGAUACAGCCGAACACAAGAAUAUGCGGAUCAGAGGAACAGCAAUACACGAUUGGAUAAGGCAUUGGCACUCUUUGAAGACAUGAAAGGAAUCAAGCUCGAGUAUCGACGUACAUUCCAUGCUCUGUUACGUGCAUGUAUCCCGCAUCAAGAUGAAAAAUAUCCCUUUGAUUACGUACGAUUGACAUCCGCCAUGGAGCAUACGCCACCAGCAAUGCGAUUGGAUCCACGCUUUUUCAAGAUUGAACGUAUCAUGUUGGAUUCUCAAGUGCGUUAUGACAAGCGAUCCAUCCUCACUGCAAUGACAUGUCUUGGUGCAGCCCGCCAUUAUCCUGCCAUGUGGCGUCGUUUCCAUAUGCUAAAGUUAUCGGGUGUGCGUCGUAGCCAGUCCGCUUUCCGAGUCGCAUUUGCAAUGGCAUCUAUGGACCGUGAUGCAUCACAAUAUGCCUUAUCAGUGAUCAAGGAGGAACUUGUACGUGAAAUGCCUGACAAGGUACUCAAUUUGGAUUUGUACCAGGCCAUGUUGGAUUGCUGUGUUACGGCCAAGGAUUCACGAGCCGCCAAGCAGAUCGUUGGUACCAUGGCACAACAAUAUCCAAAGAACAUCAACAACGCUGUGUCGCCAUAUGCACAAAGUGUGCUUCGUGCUGCCACGCUCUUGGAUGGAUUGGAAAAUGAAGGUGGUCAAGCAUUACAAUUACUUGCCAAUACACCCCCACCACAUAAUAAUCGUGCAUGGUUUUGGGCACUCGCAUUCAAGGCAACGCAUGGUGGUCAAGAUGCUGCUUCCCGGAUACAAGAAAUGCAACAUACCUUUACUCAAUACACCAUGCAACGUUUCGAAUCCAUUGGCAAGAUCCCCAUUCCUGUGCGUGAAUCAUCUCCCGUUGUUCCUUUCCCCUCUGGUCCUUACAGCUACCUCGACAUCCGUAUGAUCAACAUGUACGUGCACUCCUUGGUGGAUUCUCAAGAUGCCUCCCUCCUUGUCGAUGUCCUCAACACCUUCAAGUCUCAAAAGGAUGAUCGUCAACAUCUCAAUUCACACGCACAAAAUGCAGUUAGAGACCUGCUGGAGAAGGAACAAAAUGAUAAUAUCGAUGCUAUCCUCAAAGACUUGUAG
Lichtheimia ornata is the source of this 2211-nucleotide messenger RNA. RefSeq lists its product as uncharacterized. Lineage: Eukaryota; Fungi; Mucoromycota; Mucoromycetes; Mucorales; Lichtheimiaceae. The record is from RefSeq and is a predicted model, not a curated record. The transcript is spliced from 2 exons. The coding region runs from base 1 to 2211 and encodes 736 amino acids. Gene Ontology annotation, molecular function: protein binding.